GUUUACAUGAAUGAUUCUUUUUCAUCAAACCUAACUUGAAACUAUAGACAUGGCACCCACUCCUUCAUCUUUCCUUCAAACAUAAACCUUCAUUUUCUCUUAUAAUAAAACAUAUAAAUAACUUUCUUUUAUGUUUCUUAACUUCACAACAAUUCCUCCACCUUAGAUUAAGAUGAGUUUCGCCGGCGGAAAGUGGCGGAAAGAGGCGGAGCAGCUGGUGGUUAAGCCUUUCCGGCUGGUGACAACAACUCUCCUCAGCCUUCUCCUUCCUCUCUCUUUCCUCCUCCUUAGUCGUCUCUCUUCAGCUUCUUUCCUCUUCUCCUUAACCAAAUCUCAGCCGCAAACAGAGUCAUCAUUCUUCGUCUUCUCUCUGUUUCUUCGCGCGAAUCCGGCGAUCGUAUACGCUGUCGUUUCGUCAAUAAGCGUUUACACUCUAGUUCUUGGCUUAACCACAAAGAUCACAGCUACAGAUCCAAAGCAUUCGAUUGCCUUUUAUCCACAUGUCAGCAUCGCGUGGCUUACACUCUUCCUUGUUCAAAUCUCCGUCGGUAUAGGCCUCGAAACAACGAUCUCCAACGGUUUAAUCAUCGGAAGCGAACGCAAUUUCUUGAGCAGGCUUGUGUUUUUCUUUGGUCUUCAUGAGGUGAUGCUUCUGUGGUAUCGAGUGAUCGUGAGACCGGUGGUGGAUAACACGUUGUUAGGAGGAGAAGACGGUCAACGAAGAGAAGAGACGGUGGUGGAGAGGGUGGCUUUGGCCGUUAGCUGUGGGACCUUGUGGUGGUGGAAGCUUCGAGAUGAAGUAGAGGCUUUGGUUGGUGUGGCAGAGGCUAAAAGAGCAUUGUUGUUGUUAUUACCAAUUGAUGGUAAUGUCAACGUUAGUUUUGAUGUGGGAACAGUUGAUUUUGUGAAUUGGUGGCUAUAUUAUAUGGUUGUGACGAUUGGUAUGGUUAGGAUCAUUAAAGGGUCUUUGUGGUUUGGGAUGAUUUUGCUUUUCGAACAAGGUAGUAGAAGAAGAAAUCCACGUGGAAUUCCUACUGCUUCUUCUACUCUUCAUUUUGAUGAUCAAGGUGACAAUAAAGUGUAAGUAACAGAACAGUUGUCAAAUUCAAAUUAUUUGAAAGUUUUAUGCAAAAUUUUGUAUCAAACGUAUAGUCUAUGCGUUAAAAGAUCUCUAGCAAAAUUGACGAUUCCAAUUUAUAUACAAAUUCAUAAUUUAUUUUAGUCUAUGACAAAUUUGGUUGAAGUUCUUACACCAAAACGAAGUUCAAAUUCC
Molecule: messenger RNA, 1273 nt
Organism: Arabidopsis thaliana (thale cress)
Lineage: Eukaryota; Viridiplantae; Streptophyta; Magnoliopsida; Brassicales; Brassicaceae
Exons: 1
Coding region: 173-1084 (303 amino acids)
Source: RefSeq, marked reviewed